AUGAGAGGUGGGCGUCUCUAUGGUUUCCUAUAUGACAGGGAAAGUGUAUGGAAGAGAGCAUACUGUGGUGUAACUGUGUGCUUUACUCUGCUCUCUCCUACAGCUAUCAUACUGCUGUGCUUGUUGGGGGCCGCUCUGGCCAAUGAAUACAGCUGGAAUAGCCCUGGAGAGGAGACAAAGGACCCCAAAACAGAGAACUUGUGUCUGGCGGACCAGGCCUCCUGCGGCUGCUGCCUGAUGCAGAAGCAGAUGUGGAGGAUGGAGCAGUUUUUCAACAUGAGUCUGAACGAGCUGCAGAAGGGCCUGGAGAAGGCAAAGGCCGUGGUCAACAAUGUCCGCGCUAGCCGCAGUGCCUUCUCCGUGGCCCUGACCAAUACACGCCGUUGCGAGGGCCCCUUCCGUGAAGCUAAGACCAUUGUCUACCAGUACAUCUUCGUCAACCUAGGCGAGGGCUACAACAACCGCACCGGCAUCUUCACUGUGCCCCGCUCCGGUGUCUACAGCCUAGCCCUGACCGUGUACAGUGACUCGGGUGCCCCCGGCGCCAACCUGGCCGCGUGCGCCAACCUGAUGGUGAACGGGCGCCAGGUGGCGGGCUGCAGCGAGCAGAACCAGCAGGACCAAGAGGACAGCACCACCAUGGUGAUGGCCAUCCAGCUGCAGGCCGGGGACAAGUUGUCCGUCACCCUGCCCAUCGGAUGCUUCCUGUGCGACGAACAGAGCCACUACAACACCUUUUCCGGCUUCCUGCUCUACGCCACCGACUAA
Molecule: messenger RNA, 768 nt
Organism: Oncorhynchus masou masou (cherry salmon)
Lineage: Eukaryota; Metazoa; Chordata; Actinopteri; Salmoniformes; Salmonidae
Product: cerebellin-4-like
Exons: 4
Coding region: 1-768 (255 amino acids)
Molecular function (GO): protein binding
Source: RefSeq, a predicted model, not a curated record